Meriones unguiculatus (Mongolian gerbil) is the source of this 6585-nucleotide messenger RNA. It is a transcript of the gene Rptor, whose product is annotated as regulatory associated protein of MTOR complex 1. The coding region runs from base 719 to 4726 and encodes 1335 amino acids. Gene Ontology annotation, biological process: TORC1 signaling; positive regulation of protein serine/threonine kinase activity; positive regulation of cell growth. The record is from RefSeq and is a predicted model, not a curated record. The transcript has 34 exons. Gene Ontology annotation, cellular component: cytoplasm; TORC1 complex. Lineage: Eukaryota; Metazoa; Chordata; Mammalia; Rodentia; Muridae. Gene Ontology annotation, molecular function: protein binding; protein-macromolecule adaptor activity.
CCAGUAUUCCUGUGUGGUCCUCAGGCCCGUGUUGCGCGCGUCUCAGGACUCGUUCCCGGGCAGAGGAGAGCCACGAAGCCGAAGGCCAGGACCGGCCAGGCCGCGCGGACCCGGGGCUGAAGAGCCGGCUGCGGACGGGCACGAUGGGUCGGUCCUGGCUCAGAUUGCAGCCCCACAGGCGAGUGCGGGACCCGCAGGGCUGAGAGCCGCUGGACGAGCCCCGAAGCGCCCUGAACCCGAUCUCUUGCGGCCUCAGCCAGGCCAGCGCAGUCGGAGAACCCGCAGUGCGAGCGGGGCGGCCUGCCUGCGCUGGGAUCCUUGGAGGCGGUGGAGGCCGAGAGCAGGGUCAUCCCCAGGCCUGAAGUCUCCCGCCUUUGACAGUCCGGCUUGCAGCCCCUCUGACGGCCGCCAGGACUGCGGCUGGCUUGCCACUGGGGCGCACGUGUGUCGGCGCAGCUCCUGGGGCUGCGGGGUUGGUCACCCACCGGCUCUUCACUUCCACCCCGCCCCCCCCCCCCCGACUUCCCGCUCACGAGUUCGAGAUAAAGGUCUCCAAGUUUUUGCCUCCAUAAGGAUCGUCGAGCACUUCCCCACUGUCUCCUCCCCAAUUUCCCGUUUUCCUGUGUUUCAUUUCACCGGUACUGGUACACAUUAGUUUUUAAGGCUGGAGGUUCUGGAGCGCUGGUUGCCCAGGACUCCCCCUCCCCCUCCUCCCCUGAUGGAGUCAGAGAUGCUGCAGUCGCCUCUUCUGGGGAUCGGGGAGGAAGAUGAGGCCGACCUUACAGAUUGGAACCUGCCUUUGGCUUUUAUGAAAAAAAGACAUUGUGAGAAAAUUGAAGGCUCCAAAUCUUUAGCGCAGAGCUGGAGAAUGAAGGAUCGGAUGAAGACUGUUAGUGUGGCCUUGGUCCUGUGCCUGAACGUGGGUGUGGACCCUCCAGACGUGGUGAAGACCACACCCUGUGCUCGGCUGGAGUGCUGGAUCGAUCCGCUGUCUAUGGGUCCUCAGAAAGCUCUGGAAACCAUCGGUGCAAAUCUACAGAAGCAGUAUGAGAACUGGCAGCCAAGGGCUCGGUACAAGCAGAGCCUCGACCCCACUGUGGAUGAAGUCAAGAAGCUUUGCACAUCACUACGCCGGAAUGCCAAGGAGGAGCGGGUCCUUUUCCACUAUAAUGGCCACGGGGUGCCCAGGCCUACAGUGAAUGGAGAGGUCUGGGUCUUCAACAAGAACUACACUCAGUACAUCCCUCUGUCCAUAUACGACCUGCAGACCUGGAUGGGCAGCCCCUCCAUCUUUGUCUACGACUGCUCCAACGCUGGCCUCAUCGUGAAGUCCUUCAAGCAGUUUGCACUGCAGAGGGAGCAGGAGCUAGAGGUAGCCGCAAUUAAUCCAAACCAUCCACUUGCUCAGAUGCCCCUGCCUCCGUCAAUGAAAAACUGCAUCCAGCUGGCGGCCUGUGAGGCCCACGAGCUGCUGCCCAUGAUCCCGGACCUUCCAGCCGACCUGUUCACGUCCUGCCUCACCACCCCCAUCAAGAUCGCUCUGCGCUGGUUUUGUAUGCAGAAGUGUGUUAGUCUGGUGCCUGGAGUCACACUGGAUUUGAUAGAAAAGAUUCCUGGCCGGCUGAAUGACCGGAGAACCCCUCUGGGUGAGCUGAACUGGAUCUUCACGGCCAUCACAGACACCAUCGCCUGGAAUGUGCUCCCUCGGGAUCUCUUCCAAAAGCUUUUCCGACAGGACCUGCUGGUGGCAAGUUUGUUUAGAAAUUUUUUAUUGGCAGAAAGAAUCAUGAGGUCGUAUAACUGCACCCCAGUAAGCAGCCCACGGCUCCCCCCGACAUACAUGCAUGCCAUGUGGCAGGCCUGGGACCUUGCUGUGGACAUUUGCCUCUCUCAGCUGCCAACCAUCAUCGAGGAGGGCACUGCCUUCAGGCACAGCCCAUUCUUUGCUGAGCAGCUGACAGCGUUCCAGGUGUGGCUCACAAUGGGUGUGGAAAACAGGAGCCCCCCAGAGCAGCUUCCCAUUGUCCUGCAGGUGCUGCUAAGCCAGGUGCACCGGCUGAGGGCCUUGGACCUGCUGGGACGCUUUUUGGACUUGGGUCCUUGGGCGGUGAGCUUGGCCCUGUCGGUGGGCAUCUUCCCCUAUGUGCUGAAGCUGCUUCAGAGCUCGGCCCGAGAGUUGAGGCCACUCCUUGUCUUCAUCUGGGCCAAAAUCCUCGCUGUGGACAGUUCGUGCCAGGCUGACCUCGUGAAGGACAACGGUCACAAGUACUUCCUUUCUGUCUUGGCAGACCCAUACAUGCCUGCUGAACAUAGGACCAUGACUGCCUUCAUUCUCGCUGUCAUCGUCAACAACUAUACCACAGGGCAAGAAGCCUGCCUGCAGGGGAACCUGAUUGCCAUCUGUCUGGAGCAGCUCAGUGACCCUCACCCCUUGCUGCGACAGUGGGUGGCCAUUUGCCUGGGAAGGAUCUGGCAGAAUUUCGAUUCUGCGAGGUGGUGUGGAGUGAGAGAUAGCGCCCACGAAAAGCUCUACAGCCUCCUCUCCGACCCCAUCCCUGAGGUCCGAUGUGCAGCUGUGUUUGCCCUUGGCACCUUUGUGGGAAACUCUGCUGAGAGGACAGACCACUCUACCACCAUUGACCACAAUGUGGCCAUGAUGCUGGCCCAGCUGAUCAAUGAUGGGAGCCCCAUGGUCCGGAAGGAGCUGGUGGUGGCUCUGAGUCACCUCGUAGUGCAAUAUGAGAGCAAUUUCUGCACUGUGGCCCUGCAGUUCAUGGAAGAGGAGAAGAACUACCCCUUGCCUUCCCCAGCAGCCACAGAGGGAGGAAGCUUGACCCCAGUUCGAGACAGCCCAUGCACCCCCAGACUCCGUUCAGUGAGCUCCUAUGGGAACAUCCGUGCCGUCACCACAGCUAGGAACCUGAACAAAUCUUUGCAGAAUCUGAGCUUGACGGAAGAAUCGGGCAGCAUAGUGGCCUUCUCCCCCGGGAACCUCAGCACAAGCAGUAGUGCCAGCAGCACGUUGGGCAGCCCUGAGAAUGAGGAGUACAUCCUGUCCUUUGAGACCAUCGACAAGAUGCGGCGUGUGAGCUCCUACUCAGCACUCAACUCCCUCAUUGGCGUUUCUUUUAAUAGUGUUUACACUCAAAUUUGGAGAGUCUUACUGCAUCUGGCCGCUGAUCCCUAUCCAGAUGUUUCUGACUUGGCCAUGAAAGUCCUCAACAGCAUUGCUUACAAGGCCACAGUGAACGCCCGGCCCCAGCGAAUCCUCGACACCUCCUCUCUCACCCAGUCAGCCCCAGCCAGCCCAACCAACAAGGGCAUGCACAUCCACCAAGUGGGAGGCUCCCCACCGGCAUCCAGCACCAGCAGCUGUAGCCUGACUAAUGACGUGGCCAAGCAGACGGUCAGCCGUGACCUGCCAUCCAGCCGCCCGGGGACUGCAGGCCCUACAGGGGCACAGUACACCCCUCACUCCCACCAGUUCCCUCGAACACGAAAGAUGUUUGACAAAGGCCCCGAUCAGACCACAGACGAUGCAGAUGAUGCCACUGGACACAAAAGCUUCAUUUGUGCCACAAUGCAGACUGGGUUCUGUGACUGGAGCGCCCGCUACUUUGCCCAACCGGUCAUGAAGAUCCCUGAGGAGCAUGACCUGGAGAGUCAGAUCCGCAAAGAACGUGAGUGGCGGUUCCUGAGGAACACUCGAGUCAGAAAGCACGCACAGCAGGUCAUCCAGAAGGGCAUCACCAGACUGGACGACCAGAUAUUUCUGAACAGGAACCCCGGCGUCCCCUCCGUGGUCAAAUUCCACCCCUUUACACCAUGCAUAGCUGUGGCCGACAAGGACAGCAUCUGCUUUUGGGACUGGGAAAAAGGAGAAAAGCUGGACUAUUUCCACAACGGCAACCCCCGAUACACCAGGGUCACCGCCAUGGAGUACCUGAAUGGGCAGGACUGCUCCUUGCUGCUGACAGCCACAGAUGAUGGUGCCAUCAGAGUCUGGAAAAAUUUUGCUGAUUUGGAGAAGAAUCCAGAGAUGGUGACUGCGUGGCAAGGGCUCUCAGAUAUGCUGCCAACAACACGAGGAGCUGGGAUGGUGGUAGACUGGGAACAAGAAACUGGCCUCCUCAUGAGCUCAGGGGACGUGCGCAUUGUCCGGAUCUGGGACACCGACCGGGAGACGAAGGUGCAGGACAUCCCCACAGGUGCUGACAGCUGUGUGACAAGUCUGUCUUGUGAUUCCCACCGCUCACUCAUUGUGGCAGGCCUGGGCGAUGGCUCGAUUCGUGUCUACGACAGGAGGAUGGCACUCAGUGAAUGCCGGGUCAUGACCUACCGAGAGCACACAGCAUGGGUGGUGAAGGCCUACCUGCAGAAGCACCCUGAGGGCCACAUUGUGAGUGUAAGUGUCAAUGGAGACGUGCGCUUCUUCGACCCUCGGAUGCCCGAGUCUGUGAAUGUGAUGCAGAUUGUGAAGGGGCUAACAGCCCUCGACAUCCACCCCCAGGCAAACCUGAUCGCCUGUGGCUCCAUGAACCAGUUCACGGCCAUCUACAACGGAAACGGGGAGCUGAUCAACAACAUCAAGUACUAUGACGGCUUCAUGGGCCAGCGGGUCGGGGCCAUCAGCUGCCUGGCCUUCCACCCACACUGGCCUCAUCUGGCGGUGGGAAGCAAUGACUACUACAUCUCUGUGUACUCUGUGGAGAAGCGCGUCAGAUAGCAGCACUAGACCCCUGCCAGGCCGCAGCCACCUUCUGCUGUACAUAGUGAACCGCACUGCGCUGCCCGGGAUGCAGUGCCCACCCACCUUCCCACCCUGCAGACCUCUGCUCCUGACUUGGCCAUGGCCAGCUGAGGAGGGGGCUUGCACACCUCUCUUUCUGUCUUCACUGUAAUGUAUGAGUCCAGAGCAGGGGAGGGUGGAUGCUGCUUCCUGGAGAGAACCAGCACCCAGGCAUGAGGGCCUCCUCAGUGCAUCAAGGUCCUUCCGGCCCUGUUUUCUUUGGAGGUUUUUACAAAGGGACACAUUUGGUUUUUCCAUGUGAUCAAAGCAUUAGUUACAGACAGAGCCCUGUAGAAAAGCUGUGUUGGGGCUCCUGCAGCUGUGGCCCAGCCCCGCUGCCCUCUCAUGGUGUGGGCAGGAACCCCGCAGAGUAGGCUGGCCAAUGCUGAAAAUGGAAGCAAGCAACUGAGGGAGGAGAAGGGGGUCCUCUGCUGCUCCCUAAGGUGUGGAAGUCUGAGCCUGGCCCUCCUGGAGAACUGAGGCAGCCCAGCACACCUCAUCACUGGAUAUGUCGUGGUGUGAGGAAAGGGUCCCUCCUGCACAGCUGGGCCUCUGAGGUCCAGUCUGGCACCCUCACAUGAGCUGGUUGCAGGAGAGGGUUGUGUGGCUCUGGACAGCUGAGGCAGAUCUGCAGAGUUCUGCCUUAGCUGCCAGGCUCAUCAUUGUCAAGCGCUUCUCUCCCGUAGGCCGGUUACCGUGGUCACCACCCCUGUCUCCUUGGCUUGUGCCACACACAGGCACACACGCAUGCAGACACACAGCCUACCCAUCCAUGCACAUGUGUGUGCCCUAGUCUUCCUGCCUGUGCACACUUGGGCGUACAUGUGUGCAGGCCCCACAGUCUCCCCUUCUGCACAUACAUGGGCACUGUGGCUUGCAACACACAGUCACAUACUGCUCUCAUCACACAGAGGUUCAGAGACUUGACUGGACCCUCAAGGCAUGUGGGCAUCAACAGCUCCUUGGAUGGUGUGACUGAAGGUGCAUGGCGCAGUCUGUGCUGGGAAGAGGUCAGCAGCAGCCUGGUGUGCCUGGCGUGUCUGUGUGCGCAUGCAAGUGAGGGCCAUGGACAGUCCAGCCCUGGAUGGACACAGCGUGGCUGAGAGGUUGCACACAGGACGCAACACAAUGAUGUUUUGAAAAGCAUUUUCCAUUUUCUCUGGAAAUCAGGAUCUUUCAGAGGAGGACAGAGUGGUUUAAUGAGUUCUGCCAGCAGGAGCCCAGGGACACAGGUUGGGUCAGCUAGGGCAGAGGCUGGGUCCCUAUGCCAUGCUCAGCAGACCUGUUCUAGCCAGGACCAUCGUCCAUGUGGAAGGAUCCUGCAGGCAGUGCUGGGCUGACCACAGGGCCAGAUGGGGCUGGACAAGCAGGACAGGUGACCCCGGAACUGUACUCUCCCACCAGGAGGUCCUCUGGAGGAACUGUCAUCCCUUUGGCUGGGCCAGACAGCAAUGUGGAGUCUGGAAAGCCUUAGAGCCACCUGUCCUCCUUCAGCAGAGGGCUGCAGUGGGUGAGUGCAGCUCAGCUCGGUACUGUGCACCAGAAGGGCUGGGGCUGCCUCCCUGCCCUGGAGCCAGUGUUUGCAUCUUGCCGACGGGCUGGGCUUUCACAAAGCUGAUGCGAAAAUUCAAUCAUGAAGCUAACCAAGGCUCGAGAGAGCACUGACCUAGAGUUCAUUGUCUCUAUUUAUUUUACCAAAAUGAGAGUCAAAAAGGACUGACAAGACACGGAACUGCAGUGGAGCUCAGAGCAGUGACAGCAGCAAAGUGUUAAUAAAGAAUAAAGCCGGGAGAAGA